AUGCUCGUCCUGAUAGCAUUGACCGCACCGAUACUUACAUCGGUAUACCACUACUUCUCUCCGACUUUUCAGCCUCUUCUUCCUCUCUUUCGCAAAUCAAACCACACCGCCAUUCAGUUCCCCACAAGAGAACUAAGCGGUGGUCGAGUAACGCUCUUACUAGUAUAUCAUAUCAUACGGAGUUUAGCUCGAAGGAUAGGACUCGGACCUCGACUAUCCAUCAUCGGAGGAGAUACUCAAGAUGGUGCGGUAUACAAAAUCAAAGAUGAUAUAUCACUUUCAAUGCCGUUCCAAAUCAUUUCGUCAGAUAUCGAAAAUUAUCUACAAUGUCUAUCAUCCUCCUCCUCAUCUCCAUCUAUCACCAAGCAAGAUAUCUUAUCCAGUGGAAAGCAUUUACAAUUACUCUUAUCGGCUUUAACGGAACCAUCCAUGCUCUUACUUCUGUCCAAGGUGAAUUGUCCUAUAGAUCCGAUAGGUUCAGUCAACGUGCGAAACAAAUUCACUUUAAUCGAUCUUCCACUCUGUCAACGAUCCCUCCAAAAUACUUUGGAUAGUGAGAGUAACGGAGGUCCCGGACUGAUAGCUAGGUCAAAGUUAGAUCAAAGAGUGAAAAAGGUUAAGAGAGGUUGGGAAUUCACUAUUAUCGUUGAAUUGCGACUAGAUCAAACUGGAACUGAGACUGGAACUGGAUCUGCGAUAUAUAAACAGGAAUUUACAAUGUUACAAUUCCAUAAACAUCCACAACAACCCUCCAUACCACCUCCAAACCCUACGACUUCGAUAGAUGUAGAAUCUAUAGGGAUGAUUGAUAUUGGUAAAGAGGAACCUUGGAAUUGGGCAAGAUUAUCUAAAGACUAUAACCCCAUACAUACUUACUCUACCGCUGCGAGGUUAUUGGGAUUCAAGAGUAAGAUAGCUCAUGGAAAUCAUAUAGUUUCCAAAGCAAUUCAGCAACUGUCUGACCAAAAGAUACACAUGGACAAGGGGAUGGAGGGAUGGAUAAAAGUGGAAUUCAAAAGACCGAUAAUCGUACCGUCUACUUUAGAAAUCAAGAUGUAUCCCCAGGGAACAGAGAAGAAAGAGCCGUUUGUGGACAUCUGUAUGAAUGGUAAGGUAGCUAUUACUAUCAAUUUUGGGAAUGAAUGGCAGUCAUCUUAA
Molecule: messenger RNA, 1158 nt
Organism: Kwoniella botswanensis
Lineage: Eukaryota; Fungi; Basidiomycota; Tremellomycetes; Tremellales; Cryptococcaceae
Exons: 1
Coding region: 1-1158 (385 amino acids)
Source: RefSeq, a predicted model, not a curated record